This is a messenger RNA of Tachysurus vachellii, 9876 nucleotides long. It is a transcript of the gene arhgef4, whose product is annotated as Rho guanine nucleotide exchange factor (GEF) 4. The transcript is spliced from 16 exons. NCBI's taxonomy places the organism in Eukaryota, Metazoa, Chordata, Actinopteri, Siluriformes, Bagridae. Gene Ontology annotation, molecular function: protein binding; guanyl-nucleotide exchange factor activity. The record is from RefSeq and is a predicted model, not a curated record. Gene Ontology annotation, biological process: intracellular signal transduction. The coding region runs from base 314 to 8515 and encodes 2733 amino acids.
AGCACACUAUGACUCGGGAAUUAGACCAAAAUAAAAUACAGUUCCUUUCGGAAAGACUUUAGCUGUGACUGAAAGCUGUAAAAUGCAGGAAUGUGAUGUGGAGUUUUACUGAUGUGGAUCUGAUGGGGGGCUGCUGAUAACCUGUCAGAGGACAUUACAGACAUUACGAGCGUCUUCUUUUGUCUCACAGACUCCAGCUGUCGAGGACUUUGCUGCAUGUUCUGAUCAUCCAGAAGAUGUCGACUCUCACCAGGAGAAGAGCGCAGAAGGUCGAGACACUCCGAGUGAACCAGCACUGGAAGAAGCUCAGGACAUGAUGGAGGAGUAUUUUGAACAUGUCUCAUGGCACAGUGACAUUUCCUCAGAUUGUAUUGGAGAUCAUGAAAACGUUUCUGCUCCUAAACACUCCCCUGACCUCAGAAAGCCUGACUCAGGAGGUCAGCAUGAGGUUGUUGUUGGUCCACAGGUCAAAGCCGACGGAGAGGAACUAAUGGUAGCAUCGGGAAGCGAGUGCAGUGUGAUGAGUAUGAACUCAGCUUCAGGAUGUGAAGCUCUUAAGGAAGCUGGAGUUCCUUCUUACACACAUACUGACAUGUCUGAUGCACCAAACGACUUCGAUUCACAGCUUUUAAUGACUUCCAAGGAACUCAUGGAACCAGAGGAAAACAGCUGCAAUGCAGUGAUCUUAGAUCAUUCAAGGCUUGAUGAAGCUACAACUCCAUCACCAUCUAAAGAAGCUGGACUUCUGCCCCCCCUGCAGUCCCCUACAGCAGCAGAAGACUUGACAGAUCCAGAUUUAGUGGAUUUGUCUUCUUCUAGGUGCCUCAGAAAGCUGGACUCUUCUUAUUCAGAAAGAAAGAAUGAUGUUCUUGAGAUAAACACUGGUGAAGAACUCCUGGCACUAUUACCCAGUGACUCCAGGGGAAAGUUUUCUGAUGAUUCAGGGCAUCGUUCAUCUCUUGAGAUCACGUCACAUGUCGCUGGACUUUCUUCCAUUUUUCAGAUUAUGUCUGAAGAAACCGUUACACUGACUGACGGAAGUAAAGCAGUGCCUCAGUUAGAACCAACCCCUUAUUUACGCACAGAUCACAGGAAAUGUUCUCCUAAAAGCUCUCCUGUCCACAGAAAUCUUGAUUCAGGGGUUGAAGAAGUUCUAUAUGGUUCAUCCCUUGAAGCAGGUGGGCUUCCUUCCAUCUCUCCGGCUGAUGUAUCUCUCUCAGAUUUGACAGAGCUUUCUUCUGUUCCUGAAAAGAACCCUAAGCUGGUCUACAGAAGUUCUUCAGCACCAGAGUUAAUCACCACUUCAGACAUCAUUGUAGCAAGCAGUCACAGAGACUAUGCUGUAAACAACGGGGUAAUUUAUUCUGCUAAAAGUUCUCCUGAACUCAGAAAUCUGAAGUCUUCUCAUUCUGAAGGAAAGCACAAUGGUCUGGAGCUGAACAUGGACGGAGAGCAACUGAUGGUUAACGACUGCAAUGUAAUAACUUCAGGUGAUCUUGAGAACACAGAAUUUGCUAAUGGAUUAUCUCCUGAGGAUGCUGGACUUCCUUCCAUUUCUCAAACUAGCGUGUCUGAUACAGAUUCAAACGAUUCACAAAUUUUCUCAGAUUUUACCGACAUAACAACCCACGCUGACCAAUGUGAAGCAGAACCCCGAUUACAGAACUCUUCUGAUUUUGAUGGUAUGGACUUCACUUCUCCUAAACACUUUAAUGACCACAGAAACCUGGAUUUUUCUUAUUCAGAAGGACAGAACAACGGUCUGGAGAUGAACAUGGAACUUCUGGAACCCCUGCAAGCUGAUUCAAAUGCAAUUAUGUUAGAUCGUUCAGAGUGUGAGGACGUUUUAAACAUUUCAUCUCAUAAGGAAACUGAUUUUUCUUCCAUCUCAGAAGCCUGCAUGACAGUUUCUCAAGUUUUAAUAGCUUCUAAAGAGACACUAACACUGAGUGAUAGAAGUGAAGCAGCACCUCAGUUAGGUAACACUCCAGAUUUAGGUGUUACAAUCAUUUCUCAUCCUAAACACUCUCCUGACUUUGUAAGCAUGGAGUCUUCACGAUCAGACAAACGUGUUGAUGGUCUGAAGAUGAACACGGAUGGAGAUCAUGUCAUGGAACCACUGGGAAAGAAGUGUGGUGUAAUAUUUCUUGAUGAUUUUUCACCUAUUAAGUUCUUCUCCAUGGAAGCUGGACCACCUACUAAGGCCAGCGAAUCCAACCCAGAUGUUAGCGAUUCACAACUUUUUCCAAUUUCUAUAGAGACAACUGAACUCACCUACAGAAGUGAAGCAGCUUCUCAGUUAGAAAAAAAUUCUAAUUUAGUUCUUGCGAGCAAAGAUCAAGUGGAUUAUUGUUCUCCUGAAUGUACUCCUGAUCUUAGAGAACUGAAAAACAUGGAGUCAUCUCAUUCUGAAAUAAAGAAUAAUGGUCAGCAGAUGAAUGGUGAUGGAGCACCACCGAAGUUACCAUUGGAAAAUUGCACAGUAGAGAUCAGUGCUGUGAUUUUAGAUGAUUUAGGAGAUAACAAAGCUGCACAUUGGUCAUCUCUUGAAGAAGCAGGACUUCUUCCCACUUUGCACAGAAACAGACUAUCAAAAGACUAUCAAAAGACCGAUUCAGAACUUUUUACGACUGAAGUAGAUGAUAAACUUAUGUCUAUUGGCCAAAGUGACAUAGAGCUCCAGUUAGAUCACACACCAGAAGCAGGUCUUCCAAGCAAAGAUCUUGAAGAACAUUUUUUUCCUGACCACAGAAAUUUGGAAUUGUUUGAUUCAGGAGUAACAAACGAUAGUAUGCAAUUAAAAACAGACCCAGAAGUACUUGUAGUACCAUCAACAGGUAACUACAAUUCAGUGGUUUUGGAUCAUUUACACUGUAGUGAAGUUGUGAAUUCAUCAUUGCUUGAGAUCUUGUCAGAGGAAGCUGGAUUUCGCUUCAUCUCCCAGGCCAGCUUGUCUUACACAGAUCUGAUUACUGACCAAACUAAAACUGUGGCCCUGUUAGACAUCAGUUCUGAUGUAGCUGAUAAAUGUAAAGAUCAACUUACAUUUCCUUUGUCUCAGAGUUCUCCUGACCUCAGAAAUCUGGGCUCUUAUCAUUCUGAAGGAAAGAACAAUGGUCUGGAGUUGAGCAUGGAUGAAGACCAACUCGUGAGACCACUGGCUAAAGACUGCAAUGUAGUAACUUUAGAUGAUCUUGAGAGCACAGAAAUGAAUAAUGAACUAUCUUCUGAAGAAGCUGGACUUCUAUCACACAGUGAUGAUCUGAAGAUGAACAAUGAUGGAGAGGAACCCAUUAUGCCCCUGAACAGUGCAAUGAUUUUAGAUGAUUCGGGGCAGGAUGAAGUUCUAAAUGGUUUAUCUCCUGAGGUGGCUGGACUUCGUUCCAUCUCACAGGCUAGCACAGAUUUAACCAACACAGAUUUAAUUAGUUCACAAGUUUCUACAACUUCAGAUCACACCCUUGCACCAUCAGAUGUCAGUGAAGUGGAGCCUUAUUUAGAGAUCGAAGCUAAUUUACCUGCUGCAAAUAGAAAUGAAAAAGAAUCAGAUAAUAAAUGUAAAAUGAAGAAUCAUGUUUCUGAAAUGACACAAAUGUUGAUGCACACACAUGUGGUAGAACCUCUGGCUCAGAUCGAUAAAGCUGGGGUCAAACAUUCAGAGCUGAAUAGUAGCAUAUUUGUGGAUCCAUCAGCAGAUGCUAAGAUGUUUGUGGAAACAUUAAUGGACGGAUAUCCUCGUGUUUGUCCUCGUGCCAGCUCUAAGUUUCAAUCUGAAGGUGUGACAUCACUUCAGAAGGAUCAGGGACAGUUUGAACGUCCAAACAUCAACAUGGAGCCUUUAUUAGAACAUUCUUCUCCUAUUAAAGUCUGUACUUAUUAUUCAGCAGAGGACGAUUCCUCAAGUCUGUCGUAUGCUAACAGAUUUAUGUCAUGGCCUAAGGUUCCUCUGAGCGAUGAACAUCCUUUGGAUUUGGAUUUGAAUCAUGAUCAAACUGAACGAAGGUCUAACAAUUUAAAUGGUUUAGUAAAUUCUUGCAGUGUGAAAGAAUUUACUGCCAAAUCCCAGCAAGAGCAGGAGGUUAUUUAUACAGAGAACUCUGGUUAUAUUGACUCGUAUCUGAUGACAGCUUCAACUGGUAAAGAAUCACAAAGUGCUUUGGGAAAUGUUUUAGACAGUUGUGUGGGACAACUUCCAGGUCCAGCUGAGGUUUUCUUCAAGGAAUCAACUCCUUUAAAUAGAUUCAAACUGGCUCUGAAAGAAGACCAGAGUAAAUCUGAAAAGGUAAGUUCUAAAGAGCAUGAAGUCAAGAGCAUUUCAUGUACUGGUUACUCCAGGAAGAACGAGUGUUUUGAAGCACAUCAUGGUUCAGACACGAACAAUAACACAAAGCAACACACACCUGAGACACCAGGUACAUUACAGUCUUUUACACUACAACAGGAACUCGGGAAACAUGUGCAUCCAUCCUUGAACAUCUUCUCAAAUGUAUUAAACAACACUGACAGCUUUGUUGAGAUCCCUGAACCAGUCAUGAUGGCUUCCAAAAUGGACAUUUCAAAUCCACGUCAUGUAGAAGAUGCUUUUCAGGGAACGAUACACAGCCAGUUGGAGGAAAACAAGGAAAUCAUGUCAGAUCCUACAACCUCUCCAAACACAGAAACUCAACAUGGAUUGAAUUCACAAGAACUUUCUUUAAAUGGAAUUAAAAGUCAGAAUAUCCUCCAGGAGGAGAGCCUGAGUCCUUGCUUUGUCAGUGUUACUAACGGAUUAAGAAAUGAUGAAUCCAAAACAGCACCUUUUUGUUCAGAUUCUCUUCAGUUCCAGAGUUACCACGUUAUAGAUAUCAACACUGGUGUAGUUUCAGAUCUGGAACCCAUCAUGGAGUUAGAGCACCCUCAGAAGAGCUCAAACAGUUUGGAUGGAGAACAGGACGAUCUUACCUCAUCUGUGGACAAGGAUGAAUGCAACCUUUUACUAAGGGAUGUAAAUGAUGCGCUAUGCAAUGUCAGGUCUAUGAAAGGAGUUUCUGAUGAACCAGAACAUGUAGACACCACCACGUGUCUGAUAGACCAACAUGAUAGUAAUGGUUAUCUUCCCAAUUCCACAUGUCCAGAUCAAGACUUUAUCACCACAAACAGUGAAGAAGUUGAAAACUCUAGUCAAAGCCCAACAGAAAGCAACUCCAUCUCCACUGGCAACUUCCAAAGCUUAUUAAAGAACAAGGAGACCAAGAGCAUGUCUGAAGGGAAAAGCUCAAGGUUCUCCAGGUUCACAAGAAUCCCCUCCUUCCGCAAAAGCAAGAGAGAGCACAAGGUUGGGAACAAGGUUGAACUUGAGACCAAAAUAUCUCCUGCAGAUGGAGAAGAGAUCAAUCAGACACCUAAUCAUAUUCUUAUUGGAGAUCACUUGGCACAAUAUGAGGAUCAAUCUAGCAGUAAUGUCUUUGGCCUCAAAGCCCUCAGCGUAACCGGGAAUGCACAUUCUAAAUCCAGCUCUAGCUCCAAGAACACACAACAUAUCAAAUACAGUGAGGAAGUGCAAAUUAAACCUGUACUUGAGCCACAGAAGAAGAGCAAGAGCAGUGAUAACUUCCUCAUGAGGUCUCUGUCAAGCUUGUUCGACAUUCGAACUGGUGAAAAAGACAAACAACAGGACUCCAACUUUCUGAACCAGGAUACAAAAUCCAAGCAACCUCGGAAGAAGAUAAAACUGUCUAAAGAUACUGAGAUGCUAAAGAGAACUCUCUCUCUUCCUGGGUCAAGUGUUGCCAAGUCUAGAUGGCGCCUCCAGAGUGAAUUUGUGCCUGGGUUAACUGAGGAUUGUCUAAACCUUCAGGGAUUCCAAAGCUCCAAAGAGGAUUUGAAAAAUGCAUCAAGCCCCGAUGCAUCAGAAACAGAGCUUGCUGUGACAAGUACACUAUCUAAUGGUCUAGAUGAAAACUCUGAUGUUUUUAAGGCUGUCCAAAGUUAUGAGAACCCCUCAGAGACACUUGUACACCCUUCUGUUUUUGCUCUUGCAAAUCAGUUAUCUCCAUCUCGGACAAGAUCCCUGGGUUCCUUUGAAGGACUUGAUAUGCCGGCUAGACCAGUGACUCCCAAACCACAAAAUCCUGGGGUUUGGAGCCAGAGGAGCAGCUUCCAUUCCUCCUCAAAAUCUGUUGCAGCGUCCUUGUGCUCACUGGGUGAAGUGGAUGGACUGUCAGAUCACUCACAAAGGCGAGUUGGUGAAAGAACAACACGUCUUGCGUCGGCUCAGUUUUUUAAUUCUGAGCAUUUACUUGAAGGUAACGGCUCAGACAACCAAUCCCAGACCAGCCUGUUGUCCAACAACUCAGCCACUGAGUCUGAGCCUGCACCUGAUGAAGGUCAAUCAGCUCUUCAGUCAUCUUCCUCUGUUCUGCGUGUCAGAAGAAGUGAUCGGCGUGUGGUGCGACCCAGACCUCUAUCUGACCUCUGCAGCUGGAGUUCACCACUUCAGGAAAUUCGUGAAACAGCGGUCGAUCCGACUGAGGAGAGGAAGGUCAUAGAAAUUUGGAAAGCUAAGUCACAGAAGAGAUCGUGUUCAGAUGAGCUGCUCGGGGAAUUCCAGGGGAAGCAGAAGAUGAAGACGAUGAUGCUGAGAACAACAUCUGAGGAGCAGAAGAAUGGGCAGAUGAGUCUGUCUUUAACGUCCCCACAGCAGUUGUCCUCCGUGUUUCUUAAAGAUCACUUCUUCUCUCAAAGCACUCCCAUUGGACUCAACUGUCUCCACUGGCCACGCCCAGUUUCAUUCUCAGAGUCGUGUCUCAUUCGACCUUCAGCACACACACUUGUGCAGCCAGCCGCUGUCGCGUUGGUGAUCACUGAUGGACCUCAGGAUAAAUCAGGUCUCUGUGAUGAGGUGGGCAGCGAAGACGAGCUGUACAAUGACUUCCACAUUUCUGCCAAUCGCUUAGGAGGAGGUGAACAACUCGCUAUUAAUGAGCUGAUUAGUGAUGGCAGUGUGUGUGCUGAGGCUCUGUGGGAUCACGUCACCAUGGAUGACCAGGAGCUCGGCUUCAAGGCCGGAGACGUUAUUGAGGUUGUGGACGCCACCAAUAAGGAGUGGUGGUGGGGACGAGUGCAGGAGAGCGAGGGCUGGUUCUCUGCCAGCUUCGUCAGGCUGCGUGUGAAUCAGGACGAGCCCCUAGAGGACGAUAUGGCCCAGGGGGCGGGGGAGAGCGGGGUCACGGAGGUGGGGGGGUCCUGUGGGCCAGGGUUACCGUGUAAAGAGCAGAUGAGGGCGAAUGUGAUUAAUGAGAUCAUGAGCACAGAGAGAGACUACAUCAAACAUCUGAAGGACAUCUGUGAGGGCUACAUUAAACAGUGUCGUAAACGGACCGACAUGUUCACAGAGGAGCAGCUCAGGACCAUCUUCAGUAACAUCGACGAACUUUAUCGCUUCCAAAAGAAAUUUCUCAAAGCCAUGGAGAAAAAAUACAACAAAGAGCAGCCACACCUGAGCGAGAUCGGCUCCUGCUUCCUGGACAACCAAACAGAGUUUCAGAUUUACUCAGAGUACUGUAACAAUCACCCCAACGCCUGUGUCCAGCUCUCCAAGCUGAUGAAGAUGAAGAAGUAUGUGUUUUUCUUCGAGGCUUGUCGUCUGCUGCAGAAAAUGAUUGACAUCUCGCUCGAUGGCUUCCUGCUUACACCUGUUCAGAAAAUCUGCAAAUACCCACUGCAGCUGGCAGAACUCCUCAAAUACACCAACCCUCAGCACAGAGAUUAUAAGGAUGUGGAAGCUGCUUUAAACGCUAUGAAGAACGUGGCUCAGCUGAUCAACGAGAGGAAACGUCGUCUGGAGAAUAUCGACAAAAUCGCUCAGUGGCAAAGUUCCAUCGAGGACUGGGAGGGUGAGGACGUUCUGAGUCGGAGCUCUGAUCUGAUUUUCUCAGGAGAUUUGACUAAAUUCUCUCAGCCUCAGGCCAAAGGUCAACAGCGCAUGUUCUUCCUGUUCGAUCAUCAGCUGGUCUUCUGCAAAAAGGAUCUGCUCCGGAGGGACAUUUUAUAUUAUAAAGGUCGCCUGGACAUGGACCAGGUGGAGGUGGUGGAUGUAGAAGACGGUAAAGAUAAAGAUCUGAAUGUGACGGUGAAGAACGCGCUGAAGUUACUGUCUCCUGAUGGAGCAGAGAUUCAUCUCCUGUGUGCUAAAAAAUCGGAGCUGAAGCAGCGCUGGCUCCGAGCCUUCGCCGAAGAGAGACAUCAGGUCCAACACGACCGAGACACAGGAUUUUCCAUCACAGACGUGCAGAAGAAGCAGGCCAUGCAGAACGUGUCCAAACAUCCUCCAGCUGGGAAACCCAAAGCUCUACACCACCUGCUGGUUCUUAAAGCUCCACUUCUACGCUCCAAAAGCUCCAAAUGCCUUCAUUACCCAGAAUCCCCUGGGCCUGACUUCAACUCCUCCCCUCUUCCUGAAGUUAUAGCGCCCCCUGGUGUCCUGCGAAGGGCCAUUUCCUGGGUCUCCUCUCAGAGUAGAGACCUGCUCCGAUAGACUAGGGGUAAUUAUAAAGAGAGAAUAAAUGUCUAACAAAUAUAACACUGUAAUUACCGUUUAAUAACUAAACUACAUAAACCAUCAUCCAUGGUGUAAUAACAGAUCUCCACUUAAUUACAUGUUAAUAACCGAACAGGUCGACAGAAGAGUGAAAGAACUGCAUUAUAUAAAUAAUUAGGGAACUACAACAGUUCUGAUUAUAUUUGGUUAUAUUCAUUAAUUAUAGAUAAACAUUGUGCUGUGUUUAAAGAUUUUAUUAUAGUCCAUGAAUUGUACAAUCUUUAUGAACUCUUUAUGAAAUCUUUAUGAACUCUAAUGGAGACUGUAAUGUUAAUGAAUAUAAAAUAGCAGACGGUGUAAUAACGACAUUCCAGAAUUUUCCCGUAACACUAUUUACGUUUGAUUAACUUCACUACAUUAAAAUGACGAGAUCACGUCACUUGAUGUUUAAUAACUACAGGACAUCCGUUAGCUCGGUCUCUGUCCUGCUGCACUGUGUGAACACCUCACGUUCUUCAGCUGAUCUUUCCCUUUGUGUUAUAUCUCAUAGAAAAGAUCUACUGUAGCAGUGCAUUGUGGGAUUUCACUGGACGUUUAUCACUAUAAAAAAACACAGAAUUUUUAAAAAGCAGCGUAUUAAUGAUGACGUAUUUAUGAACGCUACAGAGUCAUCAUCCAGUCUGUCUUUCCAUCUGUGUCUCUCUCUCUCACAGACACACACACACACACACACACACACACACACACACACACACACACACACACACACACACACACAUGCUUCCUCUGAUGUAUGUUCUGGUGUUUAUCAGCAAUCAGGUCUGUGCUGAACUCAGAGUUUAUGAUGACCCAUUAGUUCCUCAGGAGCUCUCGGCUGCACUAUUAUAAACUGUUGUAGAAAGGACAUUAUUUACAUUUACACUAUUUACUGUAAGUGUCACCCAAAUGAGGAUGAGGUUCACUUCUGAGUCUGGUUCCUCUCAAGGUUUCUUCCUCUUAUCAUCUCAGGGAGUUUUUCCUUUCCUUUCCUUUCCUUUUCGCCUCCGGCUUGUUCAUUAGGGAUAGAGAUAGAUAUACAGUGUGUUAUAUUAAGUUGACCUUUUUAAAAUGAAGUUUAAACUUUAAUUGUAUAUAUUCACUUAUUUAUUUUUAUCCUCAUUUCUUCUUCUUCUUAUAUAUUUAUUUCUUUUUCUCUCUCUUCUGUUUCUACACUUGUGUAAAGCUGCUUUAAGAUGAUGGGAGUUGUUAAAAGCGCUAUAGAAAUAAAUUGAAUUGAACUGAAUUGAUGAACCGUGUGAUCUGAAGCGUGCUUGUGUUCACCUGUCAUCUUUAACCCCUCACACACAUAAGAGUGUCAU